AUGAAGCACCUCCAGCUCACCCCCGGCGAAGGCACCAAGCCCCUGAAAGACGGCGCGUCCGUCCCUGCUGCAUUGCCAGAAGCCAAAGAGACCAAGCUCCACCCGGCAAAUGCACCCGACGCCUCGACUAACGCCUCGCUCUUCUUCGUUGGAACAGCGACUACAAUCCUAGAGUGGGAAGGCCUGCGCAUACUCACAGACCCCAACUUCCUCCACGCAGGCGACCACGUCCACCUCGGGCCCGGCGUAAGCGCAACGCGGAAGACGAAUCCAGCGAUCGAUUUGGAAGAGCUCCCUCACAUCGACGCCAUCCUGCUCUCCCACUACCACGAAGACCAUUUCGACAAGCUUGUUGAAGACAAACUCUCCAGGAGCAUUCCCAUCAUCACCACCCCUCAUGCGCAUGGCUGCCUGACCUCCAAGGGCGCCGACUCCUUCACCAACGUGCACGCCCUCGACUUCUGGCACGGCCUGAUGAUCGACGUCAAGCCCAAAUCCGUCACCACCGGCCCAACGCCCAGCCUGAAAAUCACAGGCAUGCCAGGAAAACACAUCCCACCGGGCCCUCUCGGCGCCGCAAACGACAUCCUCGGCGCCGUGCCUCCCACCAACGGAUGGAUGAUUGAGCUGGGCUACUCGUCGCCCAGCGCCGCCAAUGCAGACGAGUUCAGCAGCGGGUACCGAGCGUACAUCACCGGCGACACGCUGAUGGUGGACGAGCUCAAGGAGAUACCGGAGCGCUACAAGGACCACAACAUCGACCUGAUGCUGAUCCAUCUCGGCGGGACCACGAUCCCCGGCCCGAGCAUGCCGCUGCUGAUGGUGACCAUGGACGCCAAGCAGGGCGUCGAGCUGAUGCACUUGAUCGACCCGGAUGUCACGAUCCCCAUCCACUACGACGACUACGACGUCUUCCUGAGUCCGCUGGACGACUUCAAGAAGGCCGUCGAACACGCCGGGUGGAGCGGGAAAGUAGUGUAUCUAGACCGCAAGGACCAGUACAAGUUCCUAGUCAAGCAGGAAGCGGACAAGGAGCAGCAAGGGCUCGCGCAGCUUCCAGAAGCCAGUCGAGGAACAAAGUAG
Ascochyta rabiei is the source of this 1083-nucleotide messenger RNA. RefSeq lists its product as uncharacterized. The record is from RefSeq and is a predicted model, not a curated record. NCBI's taxonomy places the organism in Eukaryota, Fungi, Ascomycota, Dothideomycetes, Pleosporales, Didymellaceae. Bases 1 to 1083 code for a protein of 360 amino acids. The transcript has a single exon.